This is a messenger RNA of Uranotaenia lowii, 5932 nucleotides long. It is a transcript of the gene Mgat2, whose product is annotated as alpha-1,6-mannosyl-glycoprotein 2-beta-N-acetylglucosaminyltransferase. NCBI's taxonomy places the organism in Eukaryota, Metazoa, Arthropoda, Insecta, Diptera, Culicidae. Gene Ontology annotation, biological process: oligosaccharide biosynthetic process; protein N-linked glycosylation. The record is from RefSeq and is a predicted model, not a curated record. The transcript has 12 exons. Bases 2752 to 4362 code for a protein of 536 amino acids. Gene Ontology annotation, cellular component: Golgi stack; Golgi membrane. Gene Ontology annotation, molecular function: alpha-1,6-mannosylglycoprotein 2-beta-N-acetylglucosaminyltransferase activity.
GCUACUACCGAUUUAGUAUGAGUACGGCGUUGAACCCACUUGGACGCGAAUCGUGACGACGGACGCAAUACUGAUACGCCUCAAGCGUUGUGGUGCGUAUGACUUCGAUUCGAUUCGGUUGUUGGUUGGUGGGAAAUCCCAAUAACGGUAGAGCUGCUCCUGUCUGUUCCCGGGUGUGAAUCGUGUGGAAAAUCCGGUCAGCCGCCGCCGAUCUGGGUGGGUGUUGUGGCAUCUGUGAGGACACACGAGGAGGUGCGUGAUUUUUGACCGUGUAGCGUGACUGUUUGGUUCAUGUACACCGAGAGCACUGCUGCCCCUGAGGGAAAUCAGCUGUGAGUAGUGCUGCUGGCUGGGAUUUUCGUGUUCUGAAUCGUGCAGAAUCUUUGUUUUAUUAGAUUCUGGCUGGCUGUCUGCGGCGGAACGGCGCUCGGCAUUGUGGCCAUAGGUCGUCAUCAUCGACCGAGUGAUUUUUUGUUGUUGUUGCUCUGUCUCCAUCAUUUGUUCAUACUGAUAUCUAUACCUAUACCCAGCUUUCAGUGCUACCGCGCCAAGUGUAUUCUGCCUUGCGUUCGGCCGAAACGAACUGCGGCUACCGGUGCGCGCGGUGACCGGAGGUGGUUGAUAUCCGUGACAAUUUGUGACAUUGCCGCGAGAGGCCGCUAAACAGCUCAGCCAAGUCGCGGUCCCGUAUUAGAAGCUAUUGCUCCUCGCGCGGUACCUCCCUACAGUCAGUCGUCGUAUCAUCAUCACAAAGGCAAAUUACUUCUAGUUGAGACGGAGAUUGAAAUCGAUUUGGUGUGGCGACUGGCCAUUUGUGUCGUUUAUGAAUAGCGUAAGACGGUGUUCUGCGACAACGACCGACGACGACAACUUAACUAAAUAAGUUGCGGUGGAUUAUCAUUCUAUAGGGGAGAUGUGCGGUCUGAAGAGAGUGUAGUGCAAAAUUAUUGAUCCGUUUUGUUUUAGUUUUUGUUAACGAAAAGAAGAAACCGUAUCGACCGCGUUCAGUAGUGACCGUGUGCUGAGGCCAUGGCCAAUUAAAGGUUAUGUUUUUUUUUCAUUCCUUCUCUAGCAAAGUGCAUUUCAAGUUAAACGCUUUGGAACCUGCGAAACGCAUCUACAAAACGCAACCCAAACUAAUGGAUGCGUAAGUAGGUAGUCAAGCAGCAGCGUGAGAACCUCGUGAAAAAAUCGUACCCUACAAAACAACAACUCCAACAAACCUCGCUGAGUGUGAUGCGAAUCGAGCGAGGUGCAAAAGUGGAAACAUAAUUUCAUAAUCGUUCGCAGGCUAAGUUCGAGAAGCGAGCAUAAUCGCGACACAAUAAAAACUGCUGCCAUGUAACGCGUGUGGCGAUUCGAAGUGUUGUAUUGAUUUUUUGACACACGAAAAAGUGCUAAAAACAAAAUACAAAAGUGAAAAAACCUUUUUAAACGCCAGCAGAAGUCAAAAGGUGAAGCUGGAUCAACAAAAAAAAAAUCACAACACAUGAAAGAUGCCAAUCGGUUCCCGGAAACGAAGUAAACAGCCGUCAACACCGACACUCGGCUAAUGGGCGGUUUCCUUUUGGAUGCUGCUGCUGCUCCAACGCUCGGGAUCCGGUGAAACCACUUCCGGAAGCAUCAAAUCAUCGGUGCGCACCAGUUGGCACAACACCAUCCUCCAAUGAACAUUUAGCUACUUUCAGUUGCCUGCCGACGAUCAGUGUGGUGGUAAUCUGCGGCUUAACUCGAUACAAGGAUAGUAUCAAAUAUAAUAACGCCUCAAUGGUGGCCCGUUUGAGGCACUGUUAUUACUAGUCCAGGCAGGGCAUUUCACCAACCGCAAAGACCUACAACGAAAUUUCCGUCCCGGAAACGGAAACAAGCUUCGAAACACAAUCAACUGUACAGAAAACAGGCAUCUUGGGUAGGAGAGCAUCGAAUCGAACCAUAUUGCGGAAGAUUAUCCGGAAUAUUUUUCAACAAGCCCAAGGGCACCACACAGCUUCCAGCUACAUACAUCCGGAUUCGGGCCACCCAGGCCAGUGAAAAGUGUUAGGCCAUGAUGAAAGUCAUCGUCGGUGUUCGUUCGUUUUUUCGUGCUUUGUGAAUCGACAGUGAAGUGUCGUUGAAGAAGGGCCAGAGCCAUGCUUUCCUCGUUGUCGGUGGUCUGCGCCAUUCUCGUUGGCGGUUCCUGGGCCGAAACCGGAACCGCACGAAGGGAAGCAACGGCAACCGGAAGUGCAAAUAGCCCAUAUCUGAGAACCCUUGUAGACUGCUAAAUUGCGCCUCUUCUAAAGCAAAAACGGAAUCCUUACCCCAGGUUGGGGAUUGCGAGGGAGUAAACGGAACUUCCGUCGUGUUUGGGGGGAUAUAUUUCCUCGAAAGUGAAAUGGUUUUAUUAAAAAAAAGAUUAAACCACCUAGUGUUUGCUGAGUAAAGAAAGGGGUUCCCCAGAAAAAAAGUUUUGGUUUGAAGUUCCACAAACAAAACCAAAAAAAAACACGAAAUUGGGAUAGGAUUAUUUUCGUUGGUCCUUCACAGAAUCCUUAAAUAAACCACAACACAACAACAACGAAAUAAACACGAGUUGUGUUCAAAAAACGCAAGUAUUAACACCACGAUAUCCAGUCAACUCGGUAGACUCACCAGACCGAGCCACAUAAAUACACGGGUACAGGAAGGGGAUACAAUCCCCCAGGUUGAGCAGAACCGGAAGCGGAGAAAAAAAAAACCCGAUUCACUUUAUCCAACGGGAUUAGUUAUAUAAUGAGAGGUCGACGAAUUCCGAUCGCAUUGCCAAACACAGGUGCCCUGUCACGUAGACGUCACACGCUUUACAUCCGAUCGGCCAUCAUCGUCUUUAUUCUGUUUGCAUUCCUACAGUUUCAGGUGAUAAACUAUGAUUCAAAUGAUUCGGGACCGGCAGACACCACCAACUACUCGACGGCAGCGAUCCUGCAGAUGGUGCCACCGGUGUUCCAUAAAUACCUGACAUCGAAGACCCGGAACGCCACCUACGGUCAAAAUGGAACCCAUGGUGGACUUCCGGGCGCAGCGGGCGGAUCCGGAUCGGAUGGAUCGGCACGGGCUGCCAACAUCAGCGAGAUUCUCCGCAUGAUUCACCGCUACAACGAACUGCAGACGGUUCUCAACGAGGACAUCUUCGGUCCGUUACAAAAUGAUUCUGUGAUAAUAGUAGUGCAGGUACACAAAAGGAUAACCUAUUUGCGGCACCUGAUCGUCAGCCUGGCCCAGGCGAAGGACAUCUCCCGGACGAUGUUGGUGUUUUCGCACGAUUUUUUCGACGACGAUAUCAACGAUCUGGUGCAAAGUAUAGACUUUUGCAAGGUGAUGCAGAUUUUCUAUCCCUUCUCGAUACAAACGCACCCCAGUGAGUUUCCCGGAGCGGAUCCCGAAGAUUGCCCGCGGGACAUCAAGAAGGAACAGGCUCUGCUGCGAAAGUGCAACAAUGCACUGCACCCGGAUCUGUACGGUCACUACCGGGAGGCCAAGUUCACCCAGACCAAACACCACUGGUGGUGGAAGGCGAACCGAGUCUUCGAUCAGCUAGAAGUUACCAAAUAUCACACAGGUUUAGUAGUCUUCCUGGAGGAGGAUCACUACGUUGCGGAGGAUUUCCUCUACAUUCUGGAGCUGAUGCAGCAGAAAGCGCUGGAGCUUUGCCCGAAAUGCAACAUUCUAUCGUUAGGAACAUAUCUAAAGACUUUUAACUAUUAUACUUACAAUAAGAAGCAGCAGAAGCAGCUUCAGCAACAGCAACAACACCAGCAACAGUUGCUCCGACAGCAGCAGCAGCAGAAGCUGAAUCAGCAACAGCAACAACAGCAGGGUGGUGCCCAGGUAACCACCGAAAAGUACGCCUCCCAGUCCCAGUGGGGCUACCAGGUGCUACCGACGCUGUACUCGAUCUACCAGAAGGUUGAGGUGACGCCUUGGGUCAGCAGCAAGCACAACAUGGGCAUGGCGUUCAACCGGUCUACGUGGCACGAGAUAACGCGCUGUGCGCGGCACUUUUGCGAGUACGACGACUACAACUGGGACUGGUCGCUGCAGCACGUGUCGCAGCAGUGCCUCAAGCAGAAGCUGCACGUGAUGGUGGUCAAGGGCCCUCGGGUUUUCCACAUCGGUGAAUGCGGCGUCCAUCACAAGAAGAGCAACUGCGAAUCGAAUCAGGUGAUCUCGAAGGUGCAACAGGUUUUGCGGGUGGCCCGCCGAUCCCACCAGCUCUACCCGAAGUCCAUCUCCCUGAUGGUGGCCAGCGUAAUCAAGAAGACGAAACUGCGCAAGGGCAACGGAGGCUGGGGCGAUCAGCGGGAUCAUCAGCUGUGCUUCAACAUCACUCUGAUCGGGCGGUAAUCGUUGUCUGCUGCAAAGAAAAUGCCGGAUACCGGAAAGAGUAGACGAAAAUGGCCAUCGGGUUUUCCUCAGUUUUAGCCGUAUGCAAUGAAGAGUUUCUACUGACUGACUUUUGCAAGACUCGCAGAAAAAAAUACGAAAUAAAGUUUUGAAUUACACACGAAAAAAUGAAAGUUUAUGAACGAAGAAGAAAAAAAUAGACGUCCUAUUUCGUUUGUAAGCUGAUGUAUGUUACAUAAAAUGUGUUGCAGAAACAGACGGAGGAAUAAAAGACACACUCUGAUUGUACUGAAAAACGAACAUGAACACACGUACAAUAGGAGUUAGUUUAAACUGAAUAAUGAUUUUAAAAAUCAUUCGACAGCUAGAGAAUGCAACUGAAGAAAUCGUGUAUAAAUGUGGGUACAAUAAAGUAGUAAGAGAGUAAAAUACCUUAGCGCAGAUAGUUUGUAAGUUGAACAGAGAACUCUUAUAAAAACUAAAAUAUCCUCGUCUCACAUUUAUCAUCACACACAGCUGUACGUAAAGUGUCCGAAUCAAAUCGUAAUCUGGAUAGUAUCUUCCGUGGAAAUUUAGAUAUGCUUCAAGCUAAAAUAUUGUGCAAUAUUUGUUUGUGUCCAACAUAUUUUCAACAUUUGAGUCCACUAGAAAAUCUGGUUAUACCAAACAUAUUUAAUUUCUCUUUUCAAUUUGUUAGUUUGCUUGUUUUUUUAAAGGCCAAUUCAAAUAAACCAUCUGAUAGUUACCACUGAACCAUGAAACCACAAUAAAUAAACCUAUGGACUAAGAUGAAACAAUUACUUUAUAUAGUUGCAAAAUUUGGAUAGUCCAAAAAAGAAACAGAAAAGACAAAAACAAAUGAAAUAGGUAAUUUUUGAACCAACAGGAGAGCGCACAUACCAUUUUUCUAGUUAAUUUAAACAUGAUUUUUGACGAAAUUUACACAAUAAAACCAGAGACAGCAUGAGAAAGUAGCCGUGAAAGGUUCUAAAUGGCAUACUAUUUUCAUCCACGGAGAAAAAAUCAACCUUCAUCUAGUCAUCAAUAUUUUCAUCCCACUUUACACCUUUUGCUAUCAUCAUUAUUCGUUAAAUUGUUGUUGCAUUUAUUUCUCCUAUUGUUUAAAGUUUCUUUCCAUAUUAAGUAUAGACUUUUUGUUGAUCGUAAAUGUGUAAGUUGUACAUAUGAAAAAUUUUAUUUAUGUUGCUGUUAAACCUUUUUGAUAAAGACAUAACGACAUUGAAACGAGCAUACCUUAAAACAGCUAGUUUUGUUGGAAUUGUAUACAAUGAGAAAAAAAAACACCCAAAUUAGAAGCAUGUUUUAGGAAAAUAAACCCAGCAAAGCAGUAUGAAAUUGUCUAUUUGUGAAGCAUUUUUAAGGGAUUGGCAGCAACACCAACAUAUGUAUGUCUGUAGGUGUAUCGAGCGAAGGAUGAUAAACCUAUUUAUGUCACAAGUGCAUAAUCCUUAAACCAGAACAAAAACGACGAUUUAAUAAUUAGGUGUGAAACAGCACGAGCGAACCAAAUCAAAUCAAACAAUAAAUUGUAACAGAACAAAUACACCAA